Messenger RNA from Toxorhynchites rutilus septentrionalis, 5751 nucleotides. It is a transcript of the gene drpr, whose product is annotated as protein draper. NCBI's taxonomy places the organism in Eukaryota, Metazoa, Arthropoda, Insecta, Diptera, Culicidae. The transcript is spliced from 10 exons. The coding region runs from base 1675 to 5019 and encodes 1114 amino acids. Gene Ontology annotation, molecular function: scavenger receptor activity; protein binding. The record is from RefSeq and is a predicted model, not a curated record.
GAAACCGAACGGGGUGGUAGAGUGGUUUCCGUACGUCUGUGUUCUUCGAUUAUUUUAUUUUUCUAUUUUUACAUGGUCGCUUAUAGUACACGGUAGCUGAGCCAGCCAGUGAAACCGAUCGCCGCUGUAUUUAUUGUGAUUUAUUGUUUUUAACGCGCUCUCGCAUUUAGACUGUUUUAUUGGAAAAUCACGUUCAAUUAGCGCGCUUGUGAAGAAUUUCGGGGUUUUGGAAGAUCUCAGUUUCGAGCUAAGGGAUGUGUGUAUCGAAAACAAAGGAGCGCCAAACGGAUGGCGUAUUACUAUCCAAGUCGGAAGGUGAAAUUUCGUUUUAUUAACAGUGAGCAGCUUAGUGUUAUUACGCGUGAAAGUUGGCUGUGAUCGCAAAUUUCAUUGGAAAGCCGAUAGGUGAAAGAGAAGUGCUGUUCGAAACGUUCGCAAAUGUGUGGGUUUUUUUAUUCGCUUGCUUGCCGGGCAGUGCAAAGUGUUAAGUAGCGUUAUGUUUGAAUAAAAUAGUCAACAGAGAACUCAAGCGAGGCGCAGUGGUUAGUUGUCCGCUAAUACAGUGCUGAGAAUAUUAUCCAAUAGUUUCGUCAUCUGCGUUCAUUGAGCAAAUAAAGAAUGCGCAAAGCAUCGGUCGUGCGUGCAUAUAAAUAGCAGGAAGAACAAAAAGCGCAUUUUUAGAACGCAAAACAUUCCGCCAACACUUGGGCUAUUCUCGUCACCAGAACCGGCAUCAAGGUUGAAACUGAACUGAUAACAGCUAGAUCAGCGUCUACAAUCGCCAAUAUGCAGCACCGUCUCAACGCAGAAUAAACAAGGAGUUCAAAAGUGAAUCUAAUCGUGCAUAACGUUCACAACCACUGUGAGACUGACUUUCUGUUAUCACAACGCUCACAACCAACGAAAGAGGAAGUUCAGCUUUGAGCACUCCAAACGCAGUAAUUGAAAAAUUGCAGCACUUCAAGUACACAUCAGUCGUCACAGCGCGCAACUGAUAGCGCUGCUCACCCAUACCACUGGACACUCCUCCGUUCCGUCAUCAGCUUCCUGCACUUCACUUUCGCUCGGAGCUCUCAAUUCCUAGCAAGUCGUCAGCGGAGCAUUACUCCGCGCGUUGUCAGUGCAUGCUGAUCAGCCGGAUCGCGUCGACAAGAUCGGAUCGGUUAUGAAACAACGGUAGCGAUCGAUUCCAGGCGAAGAUAACGGUUUCAAGUGCAGAGAGAGAGAUGAUUUACGUCGUCGUCUAGUCGAUGUUAUUAGUUUUUGCGUGUUAGAAAAAAAUUAUCAGUGAAAAAGCAUAUCGUACCACCUUCGUGCUGCCACGAGUAGACGAGAAAUCUUUAUGAAUGGAAUUGUGUAACAUUCAAGGGUCACUGAAAGCGGAAUAAAGUGGUGGAAUGUUGUUACACGAGAGGGAAACAGCUGCAAGUGUGACUCAAUUGGAUCUCUAAGGAAACAAAUAUUACACAUAUAGCAUUAUUUAUUUACAACAAGUUGUAAUACGUGAGCAGGUUGCUUGCAUACGCGAAUGCCAAUUUAAACACAAAGUAUUCUCCAGCAGCAGCAGCAGCGCUGUGUUUCUCUUAGAGUGUAGUUGUAUAAAUAUUUAUAUACAAAUCGGUUAACCGAGAGUGUGGGUUUUUGCACGGUUCAAUUGCAUCGAAUUAAGGCAAAAUGAAACUGCCACGACUGGUUCUAGAUGUAAGGACGCUAGGAUUAGGUGUUCUUCUGUGCUCGAUUCUGGUGACUGCUCAAUUGGAUAAAGUGGUGAUCGAUGAUGACCUGGAGGGACCGAAUGUGUGCAAGGAGGUCGAGCAGUUUCAACUGUUCGUAACGGCCCCGCGGGAGGUGACCUACCAGGAAAGGUAUCAAAAGUGGUGCGUUGCGGUGCCUCCUCGGUGUUCGGCUUACCGGGUGAAAACCAAGAUUGUGAACGAUACCACCAGCGUGACAAAGGAGCGGAUACUCAAAAAGUGCUGCGUUGGAUACGAGAAGAAUAAGGCUGGCGACCGCUGCGUUCCGUCGUGUAGCGAAGGCUGUAAGCACGGUGAAUGUAUUGCCCCCGAGACGUGUCGCUGUGAUCAAGGAUACGUGGGCAAGACAUGCAAUAUAAAUUGCCCACCAAACCGCUGGGGUUCGGAUUGCGGCCAGAAGUGUCAGUGUCGAAAUAAUUCCACCUGUAACGCCCAGGAUGGAAGCUGCAGCUGCCCGAGGGGUUACCAGGGCGAUCACUGCCAGUUCCAGUGUCCAUCGGAUCGAUUUGGGCAGGGCUGUGAGGAGCUGUGCCAGUGUUUGAACGGGGGCAAGUGUGAUCCCGUCUCGGGUGAAUGCUACUGUGCGCCUGGUUUCACUGGACCGCUUUGCGCCCAGAAGUGUCCGGAGGGCAAGCAUGGGGAGCAGUGUCGAUCGGACUGUCGCUGUCAGAACGGUGGAAGCUGCGAUCCUCAGACGGGUGAGUGUGUUUGUCCGCCCGGUUAUACCGGAUCGGUGUGUGCUAAUCGUUGCCAGGGCCAGAGAUACGGUCGGCAGUGUGCGGAAAAGUGUGAAUGCUUUAACGGAGCCGAUUGCAACCACGUGACGGGCGAAUGCAUCUGUGCGCCCGGGUUUAUGGGAGCCAAGUGUUUGGAUUCGUGUCCGAACAACAACUACGGCAUCAAUUGCACCGAAACGUGUCGCUGUCGGAAUGGGGCAGAGUGUGACUCGGCCACUGGGAAGUGCUCCUGUGCCGCUGGUUGGUCGGGGGCCGAUUGCGGGAAGCGAAACUGUCCGGACGAUAGAUUCGGGGAGAAUUGUGUCGGCCAGUGCGAAUGUAACACAAAUAACACGAAAAUGUGUCAUCCGUGGACUGGAAAAUGUUUGUGCAAACCUGGUUGGAGCAGUACUUCCUGCGAUAGACCGUGCCCAUUUCUGCGAUAUGGACAGGACUGUCUGAUCCACUGCAACUGUAAAAAUAAUUCACCGUGCAGUCAUAUCGAUGGAACGUGCAAUUGUAUUGCCGGGUUCAAGGGGGACAACUGCGAGGAACAGUGCAGUAAUGGAUCGUAUGGCCAGAAUUGCAGCCAAAGCUGCGAAUGCAUGAAUGGAGCUUCCUGUUCGCCGGAAAGCGGUCAGUGCUUCUGUGCCCCUGGAUGGCAGGGUAUUCGCUGUGACAGACCUUGCGAUACCAAUCACUAUGGAAAAGAUUGCACCGAACGGUGCGAUUGUGCGAAUGGUGGAGUUUGCAAUCCGGUCAAUGGUCAGUGUACGUGUCCGGCCGGGUGGACCGGAGAGCGGUGCGAGCGGAAAUGUGAUUCAGGUCGGUUUGGGCAGAAUUGUUCGCAAAGCUGCGAUUGCCAUCUGGAGAAUACUUUGGCCUGCAAUGCGACCACUGGAAAAUGUAUUUGCAAGGCAGAUUGGGGUGGUGUUCGCUGCGAGAGCCGCUGUCCGUUGGGUUACUACGGUGAAUCCUGCAACGAAAUCUGCACCUGUCACAAUAAUUCGUCCUGCGAUCCGAUAAGCGGGGAUUGCAUCUGCUCGCGCGGUUGGACAGGCCCCUCGUGCAACGAACCUUGUGAGGAAGGUUUCUUCGGCCAUGGAUGUAAGGAGCGUUGUCCGGAUUCCACUUAUGGAAACACUACCUGUGAUCACAUUACCGGCAAGUACAGCUGUCAACCGGGAUACAUCGGUACAACCUGUGAGCAUCCAUGUCCUUCGGGAACCUAUGGUCCGGAAUGUCGUCUCAAGUGUACAUGUCGAAAUGGAGGCGAGUGUUCCCACGAAACUGGGAUGUGUCAGUGCCCACCCGGCUGGACCGGAGCCAACUGUGAAGAGGUUUGUCCGAAUGGGUUCUAUGGGCCCAACUGCAGCCAGAAGUGUAACUGCAAAAAUAACGCCAAAUGUCGCAAAAAUGACGGUCAGUGUAUUUGCGAUCCAGGCUGGAUGGGAAAUCGGUGCGACGAAGUUUGCCCGGAGGGAUUCUACGGGAACCAUUGUAUGGAAUCGUGCGACUGCCCGCCUGGAAACUUUGUGUGUCACGCAGCCAGAGGAUGCGUGUGCAGUUUGGGAUACUAUGGCGACAAAUGCGACAAGUCUCGGGCGGAAGCGAAAGUGUACGAAUCGGAAAAUUCGUCCAACGCCGGCCUUGCCUGGGGCCUGGUGCUGGCGGUAGUCUUCGUGGGCGUUAUCGUGGCACUUGUGCUAUACUACCGUAGACGCGUUGCAAACCUAAAGGCCGAAGUGAGCCACGUUGUCAAUUAUUUCACCGAAGAGCAGCCCGGACAUUUCGACAAUCCUGUCUACUCGGCAUACCAGGGACAGCCACCAACCAACGUGACAGCAACUGGUACCGUUGAUCGCAAUGGAACCCACAGCAACGGAGGACUGCUGGCGAAUGGUUCACUUAUAAGGAACAAUUUGCGAAAUCCAAAGUCGAACCUCGAUAAGUAUCGCUAUCCGGAGAAUGAAUCAGUUGGAACUGAUCGAUCUUAUUCCAUCCAAUACCUUUCGGAGAGCAAGAAAAACUUCGAUGCCGAUAUGACCAACCCAAAUUACAACGGUUUCGAUGAAAAGGAUCAUGUUUACGAUGAAAUCAAACACAAAGAUGGCUACAAAGAUCUCGAUGCUGAAUACGAUCACUUGGAUUACUCUCGACCGGGCAGUUCCCACAAAACACACUACUUCCGGAUGAACAAUCCACUAACCAACUCACCGAAGGAGAUAAACGUUCUCCGCGAAAACGGAACCAUCAAUAAUCUAUCCUCGCCGGGUCUGAGCAGCCGUAAGCCGUUGGUUUCCUCGCUGGGUGUACCAACUUCGCCCGAUGGUGGCUCGGGAGCCGAUUGUGGGUCAUCCUCGUCCAACUCAUCACCCACACCACCACCGUUCCGUACCGUUGGCACUGGCGGCGGCGGCGGUGGCGGUACCGAUAGCAGUAAUUUGUACGUGAAGAUGAGUUCGGAGCGAUCGUCACCGGCGGGAAGUGACCACGAGUGUAACAUCGUAAGUAGUAAGAUCCCCGAGCAUCAGCUCAAUAUCAAGUAAGGCGCAAGGAGGAUCCUCUUUUUUCUCUAAGCAAUCAAGCAAACUCUAACUGAAAUACAUUAGUCAUGAAAGUUUAUGAUAGGUUCCAUUCGUUGCUAAUGGUAGGAAAUAUUUCAAGUUUUUAAACGGUUAAGAUUGUGAUACAAAGUUUAGAUGUUUCGCACGUCUGCUAGCCUGUAAGUAAGCUCUAAAAUUGAAUUGUAGUCCGCUUCACUUCAUGAAGCCCGCAUCUCUCGAAUCAUCGAAAGACUGCUUAAAAACAAGAGUGUGUGUGAAACGAGACACAAGAUACAGCAAUCAUUUCACGGAGGGAAGCAGCACUCACAGUUUCCAUUAUUUUGCAUUAUGCCCAGAAAAAAUAUAUUACAAAGCGUGCCAAAAAUCACUUCGUGAUAUACGUACUUUCGCUUUUUUGAGUGUUGGAUAUUGAUAGAUAAUACGUAAACAUAUUUACAACCGAGACCCAAACCGGAAAUUGGAAUGAGAUUUUUGGGAACUAGUUCAAAAUUAUUUUUUAUCGAUUGUUGAGAAGGCGGGAAAAUGUAAUCAAUUAUAGUGAAAACAAAAACAAAUCUCUCCCCCUAUCUAAAGUUUAAAGAGUUUCUAUAUAUUUGUAGAGUAUAUUAUGGUAAACAAAGUAUUUAUAGAUAUUUGGAACUGCGUAAAAUUAUAAUGAAAAGAAAAGCAAUUCAUCAGAUUUCAGAGGUGUAAUUGUGUCAAUUGUGAGCGUAA